Drosophila suzukii is the source of this 1285-nucleotide messenger RNA. RefSeq names its product L-dopachrome tautomerase yellow-k (gene yellow-k). The record is from RefSeq and is a predicted model, not a curated record. Lineage: Eukaryota; Metazoa; Arthropoda; Insecta; Diptera; Drosophilidae. Gene Ontology annotation, cellular component: extracellular region.
AAAAUGAGUCAUGAAUUGAACACAUUUCUGAUAUUUUUUCGUUUGGGGCCAUAAGUAAAUAGAGGAAAACUCACAAUAUUAGUCCCCAUUAAUGCAGGUCGCCGAUAUUCGGCUUUUUUUACGACACCCGAUACCAACUGCUGAUCUAGACAAUUUGAUGAACUUCUUUGAGCACCUACAACGUAAGCAGACCUCUAGCUCUAAGCUCAGUGCGAUUUCGCGUUCAAAGAUGGUCAUACAAGAAGGGCUCGUCUGCUUGGGAUUUCUCUUAACUGGCUUGGCUUUGGCCACAGAAGCCUGGCUGUUGUCCCAAUCCGGCUUAAACGAAUCCAGCUACCUCGUCCGCCACUUGUCGAUGCAUUUCUCGCGCGUGUUCCUAAGCGUUAAAGUGGAAAGUAAUGAAUCCCCCACUUUUAUCGAAGCCCAAUGGCCGGUUUCCUACUUUCCCAUGCCCACUGUGGUGUUCCCCCACGCCGAUGUUCAUGCGAAGGGAGACCACGACGAUUGCUCAUUACUGCAGCAGGCCCACUGGUCCCAGGUGGAUGCACUGAGUCGACUGUGGGUCAUGGACAUUGGAUUCCCCGGCAGCAAAUGCUCGCCCCGAUUGUUUGUCUUCGAUCUGCUGCGUAACAAUGCGGAGCUACUGAGAAUUGAUUGUGGUCGACAUAUAGGAGCCAACGACACCAAGUCCCUAGUGGUUCAAAUGGGUCCCAAGGGUCCGGUUUGCGAACAAGAGCGCCACAUUUACUUCAUCCUGGGCAAGGUAUCCGAAAUUAUCGCCUACGACAUCCUGGAGCAGACUUGGAUAGUAAGAUCACUAGAGAGUCACAAGUACGAGAACAUGAACCAAUCGUUCCCCAUUAGGCCAGUGGAUUUCGCAUUCGGUAUACAAGGCGAACUCAUCCUCUCCGACCAGGACGGUGACCUAUACAGCACCGUGGAUAGACUGGAAGUAGAUGGAAAGAAAGAGUUAGCCACUAAUUCAGCUAGCAACUGCAUUAAACUCACCCAUCUGGGAAGUCUCUUGGGCAGCAGUCGCAGCAUGAUCAUCGAUAAUUUCGGAACCUUGUAUUACGUAAUCCCCAAGUUCGGAGCAGUAGUGCGAUGUGCUAAACUGACAAACGUCACAGCAGAGGGCAAUGAAAUCAUAUAUCUCACAUCGAAGAACAUACAGCAGAUAUUUUUUACCUCCAAUGAUGCUUUAUGGGUGCUAAGUGAUCGGAUCUUGAAUGCAAAGGAGAUGUGCUUUCCUAGUUUAUGAAUAACUAAAUUACAAAUAAAUAAG